UGUAAAUGCUUUAAUAAUUUUAUAUUAAAUUACAAAUAGUAUUAAUCCAUAAUAUAAAAUGGAUAUUAAUGUUUCACAAAUCGGAGAUUUAAUAAGUGAAGGAAAGACUAAAAGGGUAUUUCACUUUAAAAAUGACGGCUCUUUCGGGACAGACAGCGAAUUGGUUUACAUUACAAACAAAGACAAUAUAUCUGCCGGGGACAACAGUCGGAACCGACGGAUAAUGGAUGGAAAGGGAAGGAUAACCGUUGAGACGAGUUCUUCGAUAUUCAAGUUUUUCAAUGCUGUCGGACUUAACACAGCGUUUGUCUGCAGAGACAACAACUCCGACAACUCGUUUGUGGCCAAACACUGCCUUAUGGUUCCCAUUGAGCUCGUAGUCAGACGUAUAGCUACGGGCACUUUCCUGGCUCUGAAUCCGGAUAUCCCUGAAGGCCAUCGAUUUGAGUCACCGGUAGUGGAGAUCCACAUUAAAGACGACGCCAAUCACGACCCGUUGUGGUCUAUCGAGACACUCGUUAAGCAAAAAUUCAUAAUCAAUGGCCUAUUGGUUGAUGAGGUAGUGGUCGACAAGAUAUUGAAAUUAGCGAAAUUGGUUUAUGAGAUACUGGAAAGAGUGUGGCAUUCAAUCGACUAUCAAUUGGUUGACGUGAAGGUAGAGUUUGGUGUAAUCUGUGACGAGAACCACAAUAAGACUCUAGUGUUGGCCGACAUUAUCGACAACGAGACCUGGAGGUUAUGGCCGUUUGGCGACAAGAAACAGAUGGUCGAUAAGCAGAUCUACAGAGUGUACAAAGAGGGCGAAGUGGACGACAAGAUUAUAGAUCACGUGAGAAAUGUGUUUCAAAACGUCUCAAAUUUGACGCAAAAGUUAUUUGGUUUACAAAAACAUAAAUUAGAUUUUCUCACAAAAGAGUCAAUUAUUGUAUUGACUGGAAGUGAGAGUUGUAUUCCUUUGGCCAACAAUUUUGUCAAACAAUUGGAGACUGAAUUCAGUAAGAGAUUUGUGUUUUAC
This is a messenger RNA of Medioppia subpectinata, 1015 nucleotides long. NCBI's taxonomy places the organism in Eukaryota, Metazoa, Arthropoda, Arachnida, Sarcoptiformes, Oppiidae. The record is from the annotation of a GenBank genome assembly.